This is a messenger RNA of Mercurialis annua (annual mercury), 1776 nucleotides long. Its product is annotated as cytochrome P450 71A1-like. The record is from RefSeq and is a predicted model, not a curated record. Bases 149 to 1681 code for a protein of 510 amino acids. Lineage: Eukaryota; Viridiplantae; Streptophyta; Magnoliopsida; Malpighiales; Euphorbiaceae. Gene Ontology annotation, molecular function: iron ion binding; heme binding; monooxygenase activity. The transcript has 2 exons.
ACGUUUCAGCAUCUUUGGUUAUCAAUGAAGACAAACGAAAUUUUGUAAUAAGAAAAAUUAUGUUUUGUCUUUUCUUAACUAAUGAUCAUAAGAUUCAGUUCUUUAAAGAACAAGCUCAGUACCUAAAUUCAGUACCUUCAAACUGAAAAUGAAGCCACAAAUUUUUCUCCAUGAAUGGACCCAAUUGCAAGAAAUUCUUUUAAAUCCCUUAAUCCUCAGUUUUCUUGUCAUCUUUUCUCUUCUGUUUCUACUCAAAUCCAAGAAAAACACCAGCAAACUGAAUCUUCCUCCAUCGCCGCCAAAACUACCCUUAAUCGGAAACCUCCACCAGCUAAGCUCACUACCUUACAGAUCAUUCAGAACUCUUUCCAACAAAUAUGGACCGUUGAUGCUCUUGCAUCUUGGUCAAGUACCGACGGUUGUGGUUUCAUCGGUAGAGAUAGCUAGAGAAAUCACUAAAAAUCACGAUGUUGCUUUUGCUGACAGACCUUCUUUGACAGGUGUCGGAAUUGUAUUCAGAGGAUGCGCUGACAUGGCAUUUGGCCCUUACAGUGACCAUUCUAGAGAAGCAAAAAAGCUGUGUGUUCUUCAAUUGCUGAGUCAAAAACGAGUUCAGGAAUUUCAUUUCAUCAGAGAAGAAGAAGUUUCGAAAGCUGUCGAGAAAAUACGCGUUUCGAGCGGAGAAACGAUUAAUAUAAGUGACAUGUUUAUGGGUCUUGCUCAUAAUAUAUUAUCAAGAACAGCUUUUGGUUCUAUUUAUGAUGAUGAAAAUAAUGGAAAAUAUAAGAAUUUCGGAGAAUUGGCGCGGAGGAGUAUGAAGCUUUUAUCAGCUUAUUGUUUUAAAGAUUUGUUUCCAUUUCUGGGAUUUAUCGAUCAUUUUAGCGGAUUGAUUGGAGAUUUGGAAACUGUUUCGAAAGAAUUAAGCGAUUUCUUUAAUCGUGUGAUCGAAGAUCGCGAGAGUUUGAUGAAUGAUGAUGAGAAAGCUGAAGAUAAAAAGUAUUUGAUUGAUAUUCUUCUUUAUCUCCGAAAGGAAGGGCUUGAACUUGAUCUCUCCAAAGACAACCUUAAAGCUAUUCUGAUGGACAUGUUUGUGGGAGGAAUAGACUCAACAGCAGCACUAAUGGAAUGGAUGAUGGCAGAACUAAUGAAAAAUCCAAGAAUCAGAAAGAAAGCACAAGAAGAAAUAAGACGAGUGGUCGGGAAAAACUCGAAAAUAACUCAAACAGACAUAAACAAAAUGGUCUACUUAAGAUGUAUAAUGAAAGAGAUUGUGAGGUUUCAUGCAUCAGCAAUGAUGCCAAAACAAACAUCAGCAAGUGUUAAGCUUCAAGGCUAUGACAUACCUGCAAAAACAAGAGUGUUGAUUAAUACAUGGCAAAUCCAAAGAGACCCAAGUUUAUGGGAUGAUGCAGAGGAAUUUGCGCCGGAGAGGUUUUUAGAAUGUUCCGAUGAAACUAAUAAGAAACUGCUGUUUUCAUUCGGAAGUGGACGAAGGGGUUGUCCGGGACUGGCAUAUGCAUAUGCAGAAGUUGAGUAUGUUUUGGCUAAUUUAUUGUAUUUGUUUGAUUGGGAGCUGCCUGAUGGUGAAAAUGCUGAGGAUUUGGAUAUGAGUGAGGUUUAUACAUUUGUUAUUUUUAAGAAAAAAUCUCUUUGGGUUGUGGCACAUCCCUAUACUUCUUAGUUUUGCAAUUUAUAUUAUGCCUAAAAUAUGUAAUAUGUUGAUUGUAAUUUCACUUUUUAUUUUGUUUGUUGAGUAUGUUUGGCUAAUUUGCUUUA